Molecule: messenger RNA, 4295 nt
Organism: Paramormyrops kingsleyae
Lineage: Eukaryota; Metazoa; Chordata; Actinopteri; Osteoglossiformes; Mormyridae
Gene: galr1b
Product: galanin receptor 1b
Biological process (GO): G protein-coupled receptor signaling pathway
Cellular component (GO): plasma membrane
Molecular function (GO): G protein-coupled receptor activity
Source: RefSeq, a predicted model, not a curated record
UCUGCAGCGCACGCAGCUUGUGGUUUUGACCGUGAAGUUGACAAGCAUCAGCUUACAACGCCACACACUUAAAAAACAACAGAAGCUUCCCAAGAAGUUGUGAAGGACGUGGAUUUUCACUGGGCUGUGAAUACUAUGAAAAUCCCUGGAAUAAAUUAUCACUCUCUUUUCCUCUCCAGUUAUCUAAGUGUAGGGGCUUCGCAACUCUUGGCAAAUCGCAAGGAUGUCUGAAAGCAUGGCGCUCUCCAGAAACGACACCCUCGCUUGGACAAGUGGUUUCAUGGAUAUUAAUCAAACGUCGAGCGAAAAUCACGGAGGGCCAGAAGCGAUCAUUGUCCCAGUUGUCUUUGGAUUUAUAUUUCUAAUGGGUAUUAUAGGCAACACGCUUGUAAUGAUUGUUAUUGGAAGGAUUAAGUCUGGACGCCCCAGAAACACUACUAAUAUAUUUAUCCUGAAUCUCAGUAUAGCAGACUUGUCCUUCCUCCUUUUUUGCGUCCCUUUCCAAGCAACCAUUUACUCCCUUCCCGAGUGGAUAUUUGGGGCUUUUCUUUGUAAAUUCGUUCAUUAUUUCGUGAUGGUAAGCAUGCUGGUCAGCAUCUUCACUCUCGUCGCAAUGUCCGCGGACAGGUAUGUCGCUGUGGUUCACGCCAAAAAGUCUCCCUGCAUCCGUAACAGAAAGAACGCGUUAAAUGGAGUUUGCGUUAUUUGGCUGCUCUCUGCCGUCUUCGCUAUCCCCGUGGCCCAACAUCAGACACUGACCAGUCAUCCAGAGGCACCAAACAGCUCAUUCUGCUGGGAGACGUGGUCCGACAAAGUGUCCAAGCACAUCUAUAAAGUGACAAUUUUGAUAAUUGGAUAUUUGUUGCCACUGGUUUUGAUAACAUGCUGUUAUGCUAAGGUGUUGUACCAUCUUCAUAAGAAAAUAAAGAACAUGUCAAGGAAAUCUGAGCGUUCAAAGAAAAAGACUGCGCAGACCGUGCUGCUCGUGGUGGCUGCAUUCCUGCUGUGCUGGAUGCCACACCACAUCAUCGCCAUGUGGGUGGAAUUUGGCAAAUUCCCACUAAAUGAUGCCUCCUUCGCCCUGCGUAUCAUCUCACACUGCCUCGCCUACGGGAACUCCUGCGUCAACCCCAUCCUCUACGCGUUUCUGUCUGAGAACUUCCGUAAGGCCUGUCGGCAGGCCUUCUCCUGCAGCCUCCGCUUUCCAUCACCCCCUGCAGAGAAGGUGGUCCGGAUCCGCAUGGAGAACCUCUCCACCACCCACUCCAUAACCAACAUGACGGGACAGCAGUAGAAGGACAAGGGUUUGUUUUGCCCUCCACCUCCAGGUCCUGGUUGCUUUGUGGGAUUCAUGCUGAGCUUCUUUACUUAAAGGGGCAGUUCACCCCAAAAUAAUAAUAAUAAAAAAAAUGUUUCAGAUAUGCUGUAGUGCUGUUUAUCCAUCUAGAUUGUUGUGGAGAGAGUUGCCUAGUUUUGGAGAUAUCAUCUGUAGAAACAUCAGUUUUCUCACAAAUAUAAUGGGGUUGAGUGGUUUUCUUUCUGGGGUAAAUAAAGCUCUAAAAAAUCAUUACCCGGUUAUUCAAACUAAUCCACAGACCUUGCAAUGAGCAGUUUAAUGUAGCAACUAAAUUCUUACUACCGAACCCCACACACCAACUGCAUGAAUGCGCAGAAGUGACACUCGUGACAAUGUGAUGAACUCUAAUGCUAGGUAGCUACGUGGUGAUAGCAUUAUCAGUUAGCAUUAGCUACCAACAGUAGCGAAUAGCAACAAUACCGUGUUAGUUAAUAGUAAUUUCAGCUCAAUACUGUUAGCUCAUCUAGCACCGCACCCUACAGCAAAUCUGUUGUUUUUUUAUUAUUUUGGGGUGAACUGCCCAUUUUUCUGCCAUGUCUACCAGUUUUUCAAAGGGAACCGCACUGCAGCUGGUAAGCUAAUUGCUCUACUGAAUUCUUCAACUUUAAGAACGGGUACAGGUGUACAUAUGUAAGAGCAAAGAUAACCAUCCUUGCUCUUUGGCCAUCUUCAUGUUCUGGUUUUAAAAACAUUAAGCAUGAGACAAUAAUUUAUGGCAUUCUUACAAAAGAAGGUCAUUUAAUAUUAAGUGCAUUGUGGGACAUUCAAAUUAAUUAAGGUGAUACUUUGUAUCACGGCCCAUGGAAUUUCAAACUCAAGUGACUCCCAUUUUAAUACAUUUUUUUGUGGGGAACACAUUUUAAUCUGAUCAGUAUAAUGAAUCAUUUGGAUUAUGACAUUUCCAUCCAUCCUGCUUAUUACACAUCACAGUAGCUCACUCUUUAGUUUAAUUCGCUUCUUUAUCACACAUACCAAAAUUAGAGUCAACUUCACACCGAAAGAAAAUUCAUUCACCAAAACUAAAGGCAAUUUCAUACACCGUAAGAAUCACGUGGAUUUGUCUCGUAAUUUGUAUGUGAAUAUUCUGCAGCAGAAUAAUGUGUCGGGACUGAACCUCAAAAGUCUUGUUUUUAAUUUUCCCCAGGAAAUAGUGUCUGAAUGAUUGCAUAUAUGUGAUGUAGGACAGACACAUGAGGAUGGUGUGGGGGAGUAUAUUUCGAAAUGAGAAGUAGCAUUUGGGAAAGGAUUUUGCUGAAUGUCCUCCGUUCUCAUAAAGUUAUACAUGUAUUAAUAUGAUUCUUUGUGAUAAGGUUAUAAGUCUCUGUAAAACACAAAGAACAAUGGAGUAUGUGGAGACAAAGACCCCCUCUUUCAUGGCGUUAGGGUUAGGGUGGCCCCUCCAUUUUCCAUGACGGACAGGUGAAUCGGGGCCAAAAAAAAAUAUCUUAUUUUUUGUCCCGGGAGGUGGACAGCAAGUGUCUCUCAGAAUUUUCCCCCUCAAAAUCGUGAUGUCUGCUAUGAAAUUGUUUUUUAUUAUCCUGGGAUUGGAACCACUGUCUUACUGAACUGGUGAAUGAAAGUAAGAGAGACUGUGUUAAAAACAAAGAAAGAUUUCGAAAUACGAAACCCUAGCUGCUUUGCUGCUCUUCACCAAACGCAUGACUUACUUGUGAUCCCACCGUGAUUUGAUGUGUGCAUGUGCAGUUCCUUUCAUGUUAAGAACACUUUAUUGACUUCCUGCCAAGCCCUCCACCACUGCCUGCAACUGUGAAUCGUCAGUCCACAGUCCUGUCGGUGUUGCUGGGAGUACGUUUAUGUUUUCUGUUUCGUGUUUAUAGAACUACGUCACGCAGAGGAAUGUCUCUCUGUUUUCAGCCCAUCAGUGAGAUACCAACACCCUCAGUUAGAUACAGAUUCAGAUUCAGGAGAUUUGAGGUAUGGGUGCUAGUACUGCUGCUGCAACAUUGAGCAGAGAACCUGAAUUGCUCAGACAGACAUUCAUCUGUCAGAACAGUGAAUUACCCACAAUGCUCUUGGCCAGAGUACUAAGUACUGGCAGAAGUACAAAUGUGAAUGUUAUUUUAGAAACCUGUGACCUGAACACUUUGUAUGUUACGCAUGAUGUAACAACUUACAGUAUCUCCAAGACAGACUGACAAAAGUCUCACAAGUCUGGCAAACCCUAGUAAUUUUUUAAAUGAUUUUGCUGAGGGAAGAGUCAUGUGUCAUUUCCUGUAUAGAAGGAUCCCUGAUCACAAAGUCAGAACACUCAACUAAUUGUUGAUUUUCAUCGUGAGUCCUAAAAUUAUUCUCAAUUAAUUAUGUAUCACCAAAGUUCAAGUGAGACAUUGAGCCAGCUACACAUCAGGCUGUGUGAAGUUACACUGACUGCGUUGGAUUCUGUUCUCAACAAUCACUUAACUAGUGAAGAACUGGGAGACAUAACAGUCAUUCAAGACACAAGACAAAAAGGUCAAACAAUAUUAAACCUAAUUAAUACUAAUCAGGCUUAGAUUAACUAUAUAACAAAUGACCUGUAAUGCAUAUUUUAUCAUAAGCAGCGGUUGACUCCCAGCCCAUCCUGAGUGUAGUGACUCCCAGCCCACCCAGAGUGUAGUGACUCCCAGCCCAUCCAGAGUGUACCCCAACUUUAUACCCUCUGCUGCCUGAGAUAAGCUCCAGGGCCUCUGGGGACCCUGGCCAGGGUGUUUGGUUGAAGAAUGGAUGAAUGGAUUUUUCAUCACUGUGCACAGAUUUCAGAAAUGUCUGAAUGUGUGAAAUCACAGUCAGAAUUCAGAUGAAGACGUAGCCCUCAUUAAGGACUGAAGAGCUAUACCCAGGAUCGGGGAUCUCUGAUACUCCUCCUCCUUGGUCAUGACCACCAAGCCAUGGCUAGAGAACAGGAAGCUCCUGGUUCUGGUGAAUUUCCAGAACCCAC